Cuscuta europaea is the source of this 1504-nucleotide messenger RNA. NCBI's taxonomy places the organism in Eukaryota, Viridiplantae, Streptophyta, Magnoliopsida, Solanales, Convolvulaceae. The record is from the annotation of a GenBank genome assembly.
UUGCAACUACCCAUUUACAGGUUGGGCAUCAUUCAGUCAAAUAUUCUGACUUCAUAAGUAAGAAUGGGUUCGCAAAUGCUAGUAUUAUUCAAAUCAAAUCUUCUUCUUCUUCAUCUUCCUCCAUACUACAUAGAUUAGAUUCCCAGCUUUAACAAGGGAAGGAAAAUCUAGCAGUGUGGCCUGCUUUAGGUAUGGGCAUUUGCAUGGGGAGACCAGCUAAGCUUGCUCAUGCUUCUUCUUCUCUAUUUCCUGAUUCUAAGAUUUCUUGUGCUGACAGAGAGAAAAAGGGAACAAGUCAUUAUGAGAGUAUUCUGACUACUACUACCAAUCCAAACCUCUCUAUCAUGUCUUCUAACCUCAAAGAAUUCACAUUCAAUGACCUGAAAACCGCGACUAGGAACUUCCGUUUUGAUAGUCUUCUCGGGGAGGGAGGAUUUGGAUUUGUAUUCAAAGGAUGGAUAGAUGAGAAGACUUUUGCUCCAUGCAAGCCAGGAACGGGUAUGGUAGUGGCUGUCAAGAAACUUAAGCUGGAUAGCUUUCAAGGUCACAGAGAAUGGGUUGCAGAGGUUAACUUCUUGGGACAACUACACCACAUAAAUCUCGUGAAGUUGAUCGGAUAUUGCUCUGAGUGUGAAAACAAACUCCUUGUUUAUGAAUUUAUGCCCAGAGGAAGCUUGGAAAAUCAUCUAUUCCAUAAAGGAGUUCAACCCAUGACUUGGGCAACACGAAUGCGUAUUGCGGUAGAUGUUGCAAGAGGGCUAUCCUUCUUACACAGUCUGGACACCAAUGUGAUCUACCGUGAUCUCAAGGCUUCUAACAUUCUUCUCGACUCGGACUUCAAUGCAAGGCUGUCCGAUUUUGGGCUGGCAAAAGAUGGUCCUAGAGGUGAUAAAACUCAUGUUUCCACAAGGGUUAUUGGGACACGGGCCUAUGCUGCACCUGAAUACAUGGCCACAGGACACUUGACUUCGAAAAAUGACGUGUACAGCUUCGGGGUUGUAUUACUGGAGCUGUUAUCGGGGAGAAGAGCGUGCGGAUAUGAGAAUGAGGCAGCUCAACAAACCUUAGUGGAAUGGGCAUCUCCUUUCCUAAGUGAGAGCCGCAAAGUGAUGAGAAUCAUGGACACAAGAUUAGGCGGUCAGUACUCCAGAAAAGGCGCCCAAGCUGCUGCUGCUCUUGCAUUGAAGUGUCUCCACACAUCCCCGAGGGCUCGUCCUGCCAUGGCUGAUGUUCUUUCUGCCCUGGAACAGCUUCUUCCUGCACCACCAAAGGAUAAUGUGCCCCUUCAGGGAUUCACAUUAGGCCAUUCUUGAGAAUCUAUAAUACAAAUGUCAAUUAGUUUAUUUCUCCUAAAAAAUGUUAUUAGGAGACUAUUCACAUAUGAUCCAUGUAAUAGAUUUAUCAGUAUGCAUUUCAUAUAACUGUAAAGUAUUCAUCAAAUUUGUUAUAUCUGUAAAAAAGAAAGCACAAAACUUGCAACUCUUUCAUAGUUAGCACUUAGCUA